Messenger RNA from Artibeus jamaicensis (Jamaican fruit-eating bat), 2131 nucleotides. RefSeq names its product caspase 9 (gene CASP9). The record is from RefSeq and is a predicted model, not a curated record. Gene Ontology annotation, cellular component: cytoplasm. The coding region runs from base 80 to 1438 and encodes 452 amino acids. NCBI's taxonomy places the organism in Eukaryota, Metazoa, Chordata, Mammalia, Chiroptera, Phyllostomidae. Gene Ontology annotation, biological process: apoptotic process; intrinsic apoptotic signaling pathway in response to DNA damage; proteolysis. The transcript is spliced from 9 exons.
UCCUGGGGAGCUGGCGGGGUGCUUUGGCCGAGGCCCGGAAGUGGACGGGGGCGGCUCGGGUUCCCACUAUCUACCGGACAUGGACGAGGCUGACCGACAGCUCCUUCGGCGAUGCCGGGUGCAGCUCGUUGGCAAGCUGCAGGUGGCCGAUCUCUGGGACGCUCUGCUGAACCGCGAGCUCUUUACGCCAGACAUGAUCGAGGACAUCCAGAGGGCAGGCUCCGGGUCUCGGCGCGAUCAGGCCAGGCAGCUGAUCACAGAUCUGGAGACUCGAGGGAGUCAGGCCCUUCCUUUGUUCAUCUCCUGCUUAGAGGACACAGGCCAGCACGGCCUGGCUUCCUUGCUGCAAACAAGUAGCCAAGCAGCAGAGCGGGAUCCCGAGGCUGUCAGACCCCGGGACCUCUUGCCUGCGGUGGUCGGACCGGUGGGCCUCAGACCAGAGGAGCUGAGAGUGGUGAAGCAGGACCCCCUGAAGCCGACCCCAGGCAAACUCACUCCGGUAGUGCUGGGGCCGGGAGAGCUCUGUCCCACCAAGCUCAGACCAGAGGUGCUCAGACCAGACGUGCCCAGGCCAGUGGAUGUUCCUUCUGGAGGGUUCGGUGACGGCCGUGCCCAGGAGAGAUCAAGGGGAAACGCUGAUUUGGCCUACGUCCUGGAUGCAGACCCCUGUGGCCACUGCCUCAUCCUCAACAACGUGAACUUCUCCCUGAAGUCGGGGCUCAGCACCCGCUCCGGCUCCAAUGUUGACUGCAAGAAGUUGCGGAGACGCUUCCACUUGCUGCACUUCGAGGUGGAGGUGAAGUGUGACCUGACUGCCAAGCAAAUGGUCCAGGCUUUGGUGGCGCUGUCACGGCGGGACCACGGUGCCCUGGACUGCUGCGUGGUGGUCAUCCUCUCUCAUGGCUGUCAGGCCAGCCACCUCCAGUUCCCUGGGGCCGUUUAUGGUGUAGAUGGCAGUCCUGUGUCCAUCGAGAAAAUCGUGAACAUCUUCAAUGGAGCCGGCUGCCCCAGCUUGAGAGGGAAGCCCAAGCUCUUUUUCAUCCAGGCCUGUGGUGGAGAUCAGAGAGACCGGGGGUUUGAGGUGGUCUCCGCUGCCCCUGAGGACAGGGCCCUUGGCGGUAACGCGGAGCCAGACGCUGCCCCGUUCCUGGACAAGCCAGGCACCUGUGACCAGCCAGAUGCUGUGUCUAGUUUGCCCACGCCGAGUGACAUCUUUGUGUCUUACUCUACCUUCCCAGGGUUUGUCUCCUGGAGGGACCGCGACAGUGGCUCUUGGUACGUGGAGACCCUGGAUGGCGUUUUUGAGCAGUGGGCUCACUCUGAAGACCUGCAGAGCCUCCUGCUCAGGGUCGCUCAUGCCGUGUCGGAGAAAGGGGUCUACAAACAGAUCCCUGGUUGCAUUAAUUUCCUCCGGAAAAAACUCUUCUUUCGAACUUAAGGAAGCCAUGGCCCCGACCCUGCCUUGCCCUUUACCCCCAGGCCUCCCUUCCCCCUCUCCCGGUGUCGGCUGAGACCUGCGCUCUCUUCACCCACGGCUGUCACGGGUGGAAGGACUUUGUAGCCCGUGGAGGGUCUGCUCCUCCCCACUGGCGGCAGACACUCUCAGCAGCGUCCAAACUGGGGACAAAUGACUGACGACGGAGGAAGAGCAGAGAAGAAUGCCAUGGACAGUGUGGCUUUCCACCAGUGGCUGGUUGCCUGGCCAGGGACCGUGUCUGUGGUCCUGGUAUUUGCUCCAGAGCAGGGCUUCUCCACCUCAGCACUGUUGACAUUUGAGGCCCCAUAAUCCUUUGCUGGGGGUAGGGGUGUGUCCUGUGCAUGUGGGAUGUCCAGCAGCAUCCUGGCCUCUACCCACGGGAUGCCAUUAGCAUCUCCCUGAGUGGUGACAACCAAAAAUGUCUUCAGACAUUGCCAAGUGUCCCCCGGGGGCCCCCCAUCUGAGAACCACUGAACUGGGGGAAGUUUUUACCUACAAACCAACCAGUAUCUCUCUCAGAUCAGCAAGUUUAGGACUUCUGGGGCCUGAACAGCUUUAAUCUGUGAAUCUUAAAUAACAUCUUAAAAAUUACUCAUUUUUCCUGUAUACAGGAUUUUUAAAAAAUAAAUCUUAGGUGAAAUGGACUCUCUCUUA